CAUUUCAAAAAAAAAAAAAAGAUGGAAUAUGUAGCGUGCUAUUAACAUCAUCAUCAUAUACACAUACACCUCUCCUAUACUCGUCAAGAAACAGUUUUUAGCAUCUAUAUAUCUGUCGUCCUUUUUGUGGUCAAAUGCAUUCUAACUGAAACACAAGUAACAUUAACAAUAACAUACAUACUGUUAUAUGUAUAUGUAUUAUUGUUGGUGACGAUGGGUGUUUCACAAACAGAAAUUCCAACGGCGUCUCCACAUAUGUAUCCUCAGGAGCUUCAGUUAAAGCUGUACCAGGCCUUCAUUUUCUCGAUUCCAAUACUGUUCUCCAUAAUUCUGGUUCUCCUAUUCUACUUGUUCUACCUCAAGAGAAGGGCUUCCUCUCUCUCUUCUCCUCCCCUUCACUUACUUCCUACAAUUCCCGAUCCUCAAACUGCUCCCUACCCUUAUCCUUCUUCGCCAUACCGUUUAGAUCUGACGCUGCAAUUUCUGGACAAACUUCCAAGAAUUUUAUUUGAUGAGGAACUGAGAUCGAGGGACUCCUUAUGCUGUGUAUGUCUUGGAGAAUUUGAGGUAAAAGAGGAGGUUCUACAGAUUCCAUAUUGCAAGCAUGUGUUUCACAUAGAAUGCAUACACAACUGGCUUCGAUCAAACUCCACAUGCCCACUAUGUAGAUGCUCCAUCAUCCCCACCACCACCAAGUUCAUUCUCAACAAUCCUCCAGUCCUACCACCGCAGCACCAAGGUGGCUCGCCAUCACACGUCAUCGUAUCUUUGCCUCCUCCUCGACCAGAACAUGAACCCGCUGCUGCUUCCUCAAUAAACACAACUUAAUAAGGGAAUCCGAUAAUACACUUACCCUGGCCUUUUCAAUUGAUGAACGGAACAAAAAUGUCUACUCAUAUAAUCAAAACCAAUAAGCAUCAAUCAAGUAAUUGUAUAUUUGGCCCUUCAUGAAACUAAUUUGAUGUGCCAAUAAUUUGCUGCCAUGACGACGAUGGAUACCAUCAUAAAUAGAAACGUUUCACCUUUCACUUAA
Molecule: messenger RNA, 1033 nt
Organism: Arachis duranensis
Lineage: Eukaryota; Viridiplantae; Streptophyta; Magnoliopsida; Fabales; Fabaceae
Product: probable E3 ubiquitin-protein ligase RHA4A
Exons: 3
Coding region: 214-828 (204 amino acids)
Source: RefSeq, a predicted model, not a curated record